UCCUGCUUUCUGAAUAUUUAUGAGGGAGGCGGGUCGACGCCGCUUCUCGCAGCGCCCGGCGCCAUGAAGCUCAACGUGGACGGGCUGCUGGUCUACUUCCCUUACGACUACAUCUACCCGGAGCAGUUCUCCUACAUGCUGGAGCUCAAGCGCACGCUGGACGCCAAGGGUCAUGGAGUCCUGGAGAUGCCCUCAGGCACUGGGAAGACAGUGUCCCUGUUGGCACUGAUCAUGGCAUACCAGAGGGCAUAUCCACUGGAAGUGACUAAACUCAUCUACUGCUCAAGAACUGUGCCUGAGAUUGAGAAGGUCAUUGAAGAGCUGCGAAAGUUGCUCAACUUCUAUGAGAAGCAGGAGGGUGAGAAGCUGCCAUUUUUGGGGCUUGCUCUGAGCUCCCGGAAGAACCUGUGUAUUCAUCCUGAGGUGAUGCCCUUGCGCUUUGGGAAAGAUGUCGACGGGAAAUGCCACAGCCUCACAGCCUCGUACGUGCGGGCGCAGUACCAGCAGGACUCCAGCUUGCCCCACUGCCGCUUCUACGAGGAAUUUGAUGUCCAUGGGCGCCAGGUGCCCCUCCCUGCUGGGAUCUACAACCUGGAUGACCUGAAGGCCCUGGGGCAGCGCCAGGGCUGGUGCCCAUACUUCCUUGCCCGCUACUCGAUCCUGCACGCCAAUGUGGUGGUUUACAGUUACCACUACCUCUUGGACCCCAAGAUUGCAGAGCUGGUGUCUAAGGAGCUGGCCCGGAAGGCUGUCGUGGUCUUUGAUGAGGCCCACAACAUUGACAAUGUCUGCAUCGACUCGAUGAGUGUCAACAUCACUCGCCGGACCCUUGACCGCUGCCAGGGCAACCUGGAGACCUUACAGAAGACGGUGCUCAGGAUCAAGGAGACAGAUGAGCAGCGUCUGCGGGAGGAGUACCGACGCCUGGUAGAGGGGCUGCGGGAGGCCAGUGCUGCCCGGGAGACCGAUGCCCACCUGGCCAACCCCGUGCUUCCUGAUGAGGUGCUACAGGAGGCGGUCCCCGGCUCCAUCCGCACGGCUGAACACUUCCUGGGCUUCCUACGGCGGCUGCUGGAAUACGUCAAGUGGCGGCUGCGGGUACAGCACGUGGUGCAGGAGAGCCCCCCUGCCUUCCUCAGCGGCCUGGCCCAGCGUGUGUGCAUCCAGCGCAAGCCCCUCAGAUUCUGUGCCGAACGCCUCCGCUCCCUCUUGCACACCCUGGAGAUUGCCGAUCUUGCGGACUUCUCUCCCCUCACCCUCCUCGCUAACUUCGCCACCCUCGUCAGCACCUAUGCCAAGGGUUUCACCAUCAUCAUCGAGCCCUUUGAUGACAGGACCCCCACCAUUGCCAACCCCAUCCUGCACUUCAGCUGCAUGGAUGCUUCACUGGCCAUCAAACCCGUGUUUGAGCGUUUCCAGUCUGUCAUCAUCACAUCUGGGACGCUGUCCCCACUGGACAUCUACCCCAAGAUUCUGGACUUCCACCCCGUCACCAUGGCAACCUUCACCAUGACGCUGGCCCGGGUCUGCCUCUGCCCUAUGAUCAUUGGUCGUGGCAAUGACCAGGUGGCCAUUAGCUCUAAAUUUGAGACCCGGGAAGAUAUUGCGGUGAUCCGGAACUAUGGGAACCUCCUGCUGGAGAUGUCUGCUGUUGUCCCUGAUGGCAUCGUGGCCUUCUUCACCAGCUACCAGUACAUGGAGAGCACCGUGGCUUCCUGGUAUGAGCAGGGCAUUCUUGAAAACAUCCAGAGGAAUAAGCUGCUCUUCAUUGAGACCCAAGAUGGGGCUGAGACCAGCGUUGCCCUGGAGAAGUACCAGGAGGCCUGUGAGAAUGGCCGUGGAGCCAUCCUGCUGUCAGUGGCCCGAGGCAAAGUGUCCGAGGGAAUUGACUUUGUGCACCACUACGGGCGGGCUGUCAUCAUGUUCGGUGUCCCCUACGUCUACACCCAGAGCCGUAUUCUUAAGGCACGGCUGGAGUACCUACGUGACCAGUUCCAGAUCCGAGAAAAUGACUUCCUCACCUUCGAUGCCAUGCGCCACGCAGCCCAGUGUGUGGGUCGUGCCAUUCGGGGCAAGACGGACUAUGGCCUCAUGGUCUUUGCUGAUAAGCGGUUUGCCCGGGCAGACAAGCGUGGGAAACUGCCUCGCUGGAUCCAGGAGCACCUCACUGAUGCCAACCUCAACCUGACUGUUGACGAGGGAGUCCAGGUUGCCAAGUACUUCCUGAGGCAGAUGGCUCAGCCAUUCCACCGGGAGGACCAGCUGGGCCUGUCCCUGCUUAGCCUGGAGCAGCUGGAAUCAGAAGAGACGCUGCGGAGGAUAGAGCAGAUUGCUCAGCAGCUGUAGCUCCAGGUGGGGACAGGGCCAUAAAAGGUGUUUGUGGUGACUCCGGAGUCUUACCUGGCCCUGGGUCCCAGCGGCUUGGAGGUGGCCUCGGGUCCUUACAGGAAAGCUGAGGCAGACAUUCCUGGCUUCCAAGUCUACAGCCUUUAAUCGCAGGGAAGCCCCGUACAGAGGGUGCCCCCCAGGAGGUGUGGGGGCAACUCGGAGAGACAGAAGGCCGUCCCCUCCCCCCCUUUCUGAGAAGCAGCAGCCACACUGUCCUGUCAGCUUCAGCGGGGGCCCAGGUCCUGGGUGCUGGCGCUGAGGGUCCGUGCGGCCUCGCUCAGGUGCUGAUGGGGGAACUGUGGACACGGCAGGGGAUCGGCAAGGGGCAGGAUACAGCUGUGCUUCGGUCGCCACAAGGGCCUACCCCCUAGCAUCCUCGCUGCUGGCUCGUCCCUCCCGUCUCUAUCCCAGCUAGAACCUGUCCGUUCUGACCCUACCCACCUCUCCCUUGCCUCUGGGCCUGCCAGCAUGGCCUCCUACUCCAUCCUUGCCCCAGGUGCCCCUGUCCCCUCUCACCUGGGUCCCAGCAGCCUUUGGACCAUCUGUGUUCAGCAUGUUGAGCGACAUGGCUCUCUUCAUCCUGUAAGGGGAGGGUGGGAGGAUGAGUCUGAGUGUCUGCCUCACACUUUGGGGAGGACUUCCCUGACACUGGCUUUGACUGUGUGGCAGAGGAGAUGGGAACCCUGGAAGGUUCUGGAAUAGGACAGGGAGCGGGGUGGGUUGCAGAGGCUGCAGCCCUCGGGGCUCUUUGCUGCCCCACUUGAACACUCACCCGGCUGCCCCUGCCACCCCCUCGCCUCGGAGACGGGAGACCAGCUUCUCACUUCCACGCCUUAGGGACUCACGGAUCUUGGAGAAGGAGCUGCUCCGACGGAGGGUCUGGGGAGGGCGCCAGGGACACCGGUCAGUCCCCCCUUCUCAUCUGCUCCCCACCCCAGGAGCCAAAGCGAAGCCCCUCCUCCAUCCUCACCUGUUCUGCAUCACCAGUUGUGCCCACGUUGGGGGCUCCUAGGAACAGAGAGGGGACAGUGCAAUGGAGACACUGAGAAUGUCACCUGAGGGGGGAGGGGCCGGGGGCUCACCCAGGGGAGCAGGCAGGUCCUCCCGGCUCAGGAUCUCUUUGUACAGCUCUUCUGCUUGCUGGUACUUGUUCUGUUUUAGGUAGGCCGAGGCCUGCGGGGAGGGUGGGUGAUCGAGGCUCAGAUCUGGAGCUCCCCAGGCAUAUCCUCUCCCUCUCCCCCCUCAUGACCUAGGGCAGGUGAUUGGUUCCUGCUCCACCUUGGGCUAGUGAUACCACCGUUGUGCCUCAGUUUCCUCAUUUGCAAAAUGGGGUGACAGGAGCAUCUACCUCCUAGUGUCCUUUAAGAAAUGGACAGUAUAGGGAAAGUAUUAAGAAAGGGGGUCCAGAGCUCAAUAAAUAUGAGACGGUCAUCUGGCCCCACCAA
Molecule: messenger RNA, 3833 nt
Organism: Canis lupus familiaris (dog)
Lineage: Eukaryota; Metazoa; Chordata; Mammalia; Carnivora; Canidae
Gene: ERCC2
Product: ERCC excision repair 2, TFIIH core complex helicase subunit
Exons: 23
Coding region: 64-2346 (760 amino acids)
Biological process (GO): positive regulation of mitotic recombination; nucleotide-excision repair; transcription by RNA polymerase II
Cellular component (GO): nucleus
Molecular function (GO): hydrolase activity, acting on acid anhydrides, in phosphorus-containing anhydrides; DNA helicase activity; ATP binding
Source: RefSeq, a predicted model, not a curated record